Messenger RNA from Lepisosteus oculatus (spotted gar), 4873 nucleotides. Its product is annotated as SUMO specific peptidase 7. Gene Ontology annotation, cellular component: cytoplasm; nucleus. Gene Ontology annotation, molecular function: SUMO-specific endopeptidase activity. Lineage: Eukaryota; Metazoa; Chordata; Actinopteri; Semionotiformes; Lepisosteidae. The record is from RefSeq and is a predicted model, not a curated record. Gene Ontology annotation, biological process: proteolysis; protein desumoylation.
GUGUUGUUUUUUUUUUUGUUGGUUGGUAGAUCCACGCAUUUGUUUUUAUGUAUUUUAUGCCCAUUAUUUACAACUUGUAUCAUACAUAGGAUUAAUUUUUAAAAACUUUUUAGGUUUUUGCUAAUGCUUUCCAAACGGAAACUGUGACCUUCCCUGAAGAUUUUUGGACGUGCUCUGAGGAGAUACUUGUAUUAAACCCUGUGAGACGUGAGGUCAGCAAUGGAUCACAGGAAAGUGCUGGGUCUUUCACCUUUGCAGGACAAAUUGGGGAGUCCUAAGUUGAAAGGGAGUUUCAGGAUUCCCAAAAGGAAGUCAUCCUCUGACUCUCCGAGCGUGGUGAUGCAGUCUCCUCUUUCUCAGACCUCAGGUUCAGGUUACAAAAAGCUACACUGGAGUCAGAUUUCUAACAGUGGCAGAAGAUCUCAAGCCUUGAUUUCUCUCAACCGGCACAACAGCCCAAAUGCAGCAGACAGGGAGAUGCGAGUAUGGUCUGGGUCAUGCACCAUAAAACUCAAAUCCCAGCCCUCUGAACAGUGCUUGGAUUGCUUUGGGGUCGAAGAGUACAAUCACACUCAAAGCAAGGAUGCCAGACUUGUCUUAACGGAUGUCUUGAGGACUGAAUUAGGACGGGAUUAUUUAAACCGGGAGAAGGGCAAUAAGGAGUCAGACUCUCGAGCAAGCCCUACUGCCUCGCGUGAGAUUUCGGAACAGAACUCCCUGGCUCUCACACCACAUCGGCUAAAUUGCCAUCUCAGAAGUGGGUGGCCCAAGAGAACAUCUGAUUCUUCGUUGCUGCAGCCGAGUGAGAACUUGACAAAGACCCGUCUUUCUGUGCCCUUGAGGGGAACCGAAGUGGAAUCAAAAGAUUCGCUACCAAGUUGCAGAGUGGCUCGGAGAUUGAUUGAGAAUAAUAAUAGAAUAAAGAAUGAGGCACAGGAUCCAGCAGACGCAAAAAAGUCCCUCUCGGAGAGCAACAGGAAGAGAAAGACAGGUGUGGAAACGGAGGAGCCCCAGGGGGAGAAUAGAAAUGAUUCUCUAGUACCUUGUGGUGGCAAUGAGACCGCAGACAGUAUUGAGAACUGCCAGACCCCAGGCAGGAGAGCUGUUCUGGAACAGACAUGUCAAGUUUCUAGCUCUGCAAAGAAGCUCUGUCUGCGAAGGUCAGGCAAUAGUGUGACUCCUGAAAGCCCAACAGGGCAGAAGACAGAUCCCGUACAGAGUAACAGCACAGAGACCAGUACCCAGGCUGGAGAGAAGCCCCCCUGCAGUGACCAGCCUGAGCAGAGGACUGAGGAAAGGGAAAUGAGUGUGAGAACACGUCACUCUGCCUCCAGAUCAAAGUCCCCGCCUGCUCCCAGCGAGCCAAUCGUUCUCUCCAGUGAUGAAGAAGAGGGGAACAGCUGCACCCCUGAGUCCACCACCUCUCUGACCCCAGCUACUAAGCAGCUUCGGACAAGUAACAGUGAGAUGGAGGAGAAGGAAAGGCAAAAAGACGUCAGAGAGUUGGAGUACCAGAAAUUGGAUGAAGAAAUUUCCCUGGGUGAGAAGUCUGCAGAGUCGGAUGAAAAGGAGAGGGGUCUCUAUGUGGAACUGAAGUUUUCUGAAUUUCACUUUGGGAAAAUAAAAGGAGAGCCCCAUGGCUGUCUUCAAGUUACAGGAGAAAGUAUCAUAAUACCACUGAAAGACCCAGACAAUCGAGGUGAGACCCUCUCUCUGACAGUGGUGCAGUCCGAACUGAGGAGGUACGGUGUGUGGCAGCGCAGCCCCGUGGGCGAUGGCAGUGAGGCCUGCACGCUCAUCUUUCUGUGGGUUUCCGAGGCUCAAGCACAACUUAUCCAGAAGGAGUUAUCUCCAGUUUAUCCUGUCGAACAGGCAGCUAAAGCCAGCGAGUUUGUGCUGCUGAAGCUGUGUGCAAAGGAAGAUGAACAGCAUUGCAAGCGUCUGGGCAAGCUGAUGGGCUGGAGAGACGGGAGCUCGGAGCUGCUGGACCCCCUGUCUCAGUCUGAGGGCCUGUCUCUGCUCAGAAGGUUUGAAAGGAACAGCCCACUCUUGUCUGUCCUGAAACAGUGCGAGGCACAGAGAGCAGAACCAGAGGACCAUCGUCCACAGAGCGGUCACACCCGCCAUUCCCCAGCCUCUCCACAGGAGGGUGCCAGUCUGCCCAAGCCCUGCUAUACCCUUUGUCACAACAGGGUAAAUGACUCCUAUUCAGUGUCUGUAGCUGCAAAGCCAGACAAGUGCUGGAGCCAACACAGUUACAGAGGACCACCUACAAGGUUAAUUCUUUACCCUCCACCCCCAUCCAAAGGAGGGAUUGCUGUCACCUCUGAGGAUCUAGAAUGCCUGGACAACGGAGAGUUUCUGAAUGACGUCAUAAUCGACUUUUAUCUCAAAUAUUUAAUGCUUGAGAAGGCACCAAAAGAGGUGACAGGGCGUGCACACGUCUUUAGCAGUUUCUUCUACAAGCAGCUCACCCGGAAAGACACCCCCAAUGAAGAGAUGGCCAACAUUUCGGCUCAGCACCGGAGACACCACAGAGUUAAGACUUGGACUCGGCAUAUUGACAUCUUCACCAAAGAUUUUUUGUUUGUGCCCGUCAAUCAAAAGGCUCACUGGUACCUGGCUGUGAUCUGCUUCCCUUGGCUAGAGGAGCUGCGACACGAGGGAUGGAAAGGUCAGGCAGCCCACACGACUGGAGUGAACAGAACCUGCCGGGCCCGGACUGGGCCACAUGCAUCUGGGUCUCACAGGAUAAACGGCUUCUCAAACACAGCCUCCGUGGAGGGCAGCAAAGACUGUGAAGAGGAAAAAGGUAAAACAGAAAUUUACAAAAGGGGAUUGUCAGCUUCAUGUUUGCAAAAUCUUCACCGUCUUCCGGAGUGUACGCAAAAGACCUGUCAAAGAGAUAAAGUGUGUAGGAGACCUUGCAUUCUUAUUAUGGAUUCUCUGAAGCUGUCGUCACACGAUCGCACGGUGAAACUCUUGCAAGAGUACCUGCAGGUAGAGUGGGAGGUGAGGAGAGGCACGCCCAGGGAGUUCACCUCGCAGGUGGAGGGCUGCCACUGCAGCGUUCCCUUGCAGAACAACAGCAGCGACUGCGGCAUUUACCUGCUUCAGUACGUGGAGAGCUUCCUCCAGGAUCCUGUAGUCCACUUUGAUUUCCCUCUACUGCUGGAGCAGUGGUUUCCUCGCCAGGAGGUGAACAGGAAGCGGGAUGAGAUUAGAGACUUGGUACUGCAGCUGUACAGCCAGCAGAAGAACGGCAGCCAGUGACCUCUGCAGCAGACGCUCACACAGACAGAGCACAGGGCUACAAGGAAGCUACUGUGCAAAUACAACCCAGUGCAAAACAGGAAAAUACUGUGGCCUCCAAUAAGCUUAAAGUGGAACCAAAAUCAAACCUAAAUGAUCCCAAACUGCAGUUCAGAAUGCUUUAACUUAUUGUGUUAAUAUUGUACAUAUCAAACCAUUUUUCUCACUGGAUUUUCCUUUUAAACUCUUUUUUUUCUCAGCUAAAAUGAUUGUCUUCAUUUUGUUUUAAUGUUUUUGUUACAUUUUAAGUUAAAAGGCGCUGUAGUCGUUUAAAAUACGUCCUACAUUUAAAUAAAAAUGUAGCUAAAAUCCCAGUGGGUUCUUUGAAAUGUGAAAGUUCUCAUUCACUGGCUCAUAAUAUACUGGGUGGAAUUUGUACAAUGGGAGCUAUAUGAUGUGUGAAUAUGGAGUGUUUUUCUCAUUGGUAUUAUAAUUAUUUUUCCUAAGGUAGGUUCCCUAGUGCUUCUAUGACAAUUCCCAGAAAUACUGGUAUAAUUAGAAACUGAUCUGAACAAAAGGAAGCUACCUAGUGAUAAAUGAUAAGUGCCUAGGUAUCCAGUCAUGUAAAUAUACAGUAAGUUGACAGAGAAAUGAAGUGCUGGUGCUGACUGAAUUGACAUAACCACUUAUUUGCGUUGAAUGUUAAGACGUACCAACCACUAUUUCCAUUGCCUGAGUAUGUUUUAGAUUCACUGUUAUAAGAGAUCCUACCUGCUGUCAAUAAAAUGGAUGGUAGGUUUCUAUCAAUGAAGUUCAUUUUUUAAAUGUCCAUAAAAAAAUAGAAAAGCUUUUGAACUAAGCACUUCUGAAAAUUCAGUAGGUCAGGAUUUUAAAGUUGAGUUGAGAGGAUCUUACUGUACAAUGACCAGGGGUUAACAGUCCCUUUUAACAAUUUGCCUGUGACUUUAUAGAGUACAGUAUAUGCUCUGUAUAUUAAUGCACAAAAAUAGUUUUAACAUUAAUUUUAAAUGAGUACAUAAAAAAAUCAUUGGCACAAAGAUUUCAUCUGUGAAGUUCUUUGUGCUAAAGAACAUCUCCCCAUAUCAUCGAACUUCCAGCACCCCAUCGGUUGGCUUGAUCAACACAACACUCAACGUAACACUGCCCAGCGCAUCUCUUCACAUCUGCCAGGGGCACAGCAUUCACCAGUGACCGGAACCACAAGAGUGUCAGCCACUUCAGGCACUGGGACUCUUGGGGAAGGGACUCAAACUGGAGCUACUGAGGCAAACUGUAGUGUUUUCUCUAGGAUAAUACGUAUUGUUUUAUAGUUUAAAUUUUACAUUCACUGCAUGUAAUGCCUAGAAGCAUACCUUUUGGUGUUCUGGGAAGUAAAACAAAGUGAAAUAAAUACCAGUCCAAACGUGGAAAGACGUUCAGCCCUGUAGAGUUUACGUUGGUACGGAAUUUGAUGCACAACUUGGGGAUUCGGAUAUUCUGUGAAAUUGCUUAGGCAUCGCUUGCUAACCGGACACAAAAAGCACAAUCCUCAGAUUGCAUCCGUCUGCCAGUUUGAAUUCCACCUCCUUCUGAGGCUGGCAGCUUCUUUGGAUGGAUUAAU